CAACUUGAGGGCAGGGUUUGUCUGUCAUCUUCCCCGUUGCAGCCCCAGCCUCUGGCACCUGUCCAGUGUUCCGAAUGAGUGAAUGAAAUGUCCUCCAGUUGGUAAAGCUGUAAUGCAACAGACAGAAGUCCAGCCUUCUGCUCUUCUGCCUGAUGGGUGUGAUCUUUGCUCUGCUCCAGUUUUCCUAGCUUCUCCAGAUCCGGCCAUCCUGGUGCCUCUUCCCGCAGGCUGCUCUGUCAUGGCAUUCUCUCAGACCACCCACCCCUGAGUGCAAAGGAUGGGAAGGACUCUCCCAGGUGACAUUUUGCUGAGACCUGCAGUGUGAGAAGGAGCCAGCCUUUCCAGAACCGGCUUGUGAGUUAAGAGGAAGAGCAAGUGCAGACUCUGCAAGGAAAUUUCAAGCAUUCUGACUACUGCUUACUACUGAAUGUUUAAUUGGUGAAAUUAAAGGUCUUCCACUCACUCAGAAGAAAGAAAUCCAGAAGAAGAAGCUGAGCCACGUGCUUCUGCGCUGCUGUGGAUGGCCCCGCCUCUCCUGACCACACUCCCCAGUAGGAUGUCACUGCGAUCCCUCAAAUGGAGCCUCCUGCUGCUGUCACUCCUGAGCUUCCUCGUGAUGUGGUACCUCAGCCUGCCCCAGUACAAUGUGAUCGAGCGCGUCAACUGGAUGUACUUCUAUGAGUAUGAGCCCGUGUACAGGCAAGACUUCCGCUUCACGCUUCAAGAGCAUUCCAACUGCUCUCACCAAAACCCCUUUCUGGUCAUCCUGGUGACCUCACACCCCUCCGAUGUGAAAGCCAGACAGGCCGUGAGAGUUACUUGGGGUGAAAAAAAGUCUUGGUGGGGAUACGAGGUUCUUACAUUUUUCUUACUAGGCCAGCAGGCCGAAAAGGAAGACAAAGUGUUAUCAUUGUCCCUAGAGGAUGAGCACCUCCUCUACGGUGACAUAAUACGACAAGAUUUUUUAGACACAUACAAUAACCUGACCUUGAAAACCAUUAUGGCCUUCCGGUGGGUCACUGAGUUUUGCCCCAAUGCCAAGUACGUCAUGAAAACAGACACCGAUGUCUUUAUCAAUACUGGCAAUUUAGUAAAGUAUCUCCUAAAUUUAAACCAGUCAGAGAAGUUUUUCACCGGUUAUCCUCUAAUCGAUAAUUAUUCCUAUAGAGGGUUUUACCAGAAAGCCCACAUUUCCUAUCAGGAGUAUCCCUUCAAAGUGUUCCCUCCCUAUUGCAGCGGGUUUGGUUAUGUGAUGUCCAGAGACUUGGUGCCCAAAAUCUAUGAGAUGAUGAGUCACGUCAAACCCAUCAAGUUUGAAGAUGUUUAUGUUGGGAUCUGUUUGAAUUUAUUGAAAGUGGACAUUCAUAUUCCAGAAGACACAAACCUUUUCUUUUUGUAUAGGAUUCAUUUGGAUGUCUGUCAGCUCAGACGUGUGAUUGCAGCCCAUGGCUUUUCUUCCAAGGAAAUUAUCACAUUUUGGCAGGUUAUGCUGAGGAACACCACAUGCCAUUAUUAAUUUCAUGUUCUGCUCAAAACUUAGAGAAGGACAGGACACUUUGUGGGAAGCGUCGGGGUUGGCACUGUAAUGGAACACUCCUGAGAAGGUCACUGUGUUGGCGUGCACUGAACUGAAAUUCAUGACGCACCCAUAGACUAGAGACUACAGGCUUACACUUUACUUGUGUUAUAUUUUGACAGAAAUCAGAUCAGGCUCUUUAAAGAUGAUAUUGAGAGGAAUGAAACAAAGUCUUUUGUUAAUAACAGGACCAAACAAUUUGAAUAUAUCAUUCUGUAGACUAGAACUUCUUAAAGGGAUUUUAUUGAAUUAUAAGCUCAUUAGUUCAUAACAAAGCAAUGUGGAGCUCUAUUUAUUGAAUAGUAUAGUCAGUUAAUGGUUUUGUGUAUCUCUUAUGUGGAUUACCAAUUUUAAAAAUAUAUAGUUCUGUGUAAAAACUUGGAGUUAUACCAAACUAUUACCUGUCUUUGGUCAUUUAGAAGGUACUUCAAGGUGUUGCAGUAUUUCAGAGCUAUCAAAUAUUAUUUAAUAUUACUUAGAAAUUUUUGAGUGUUUAAAUGUUAUGUUUUUUCAAUACUGUAUAAACAGAAUAGUGAAUCACCCUUUACAUUGGAACUCUUUUCCAGUUACUUCACUAAUGAGUUAUUGAUAACUCCAUUAAUGUAAAGUUAUUGGUCAUUAUUGUGUAUCAGUAAUCUCUUUAACUUUGAUAAAUAUUUUAUUGUGGUAAUAUAGAGAAGAAUGAAAGGGAGAAAAUCUAAACUAUUGUCUUGUUUUUAAAAAUAUAAUCCAGUGUUUUUAGAUGUCACGUUUUCUACCUGGGAAUUAGGGUUAACAUAGAAUGCCAGGCAGUGUGUUUCCUUUGGGAAAGGACUCUGAAGGCCAGACUACAUCGAAAGGAAUGUCGUAUUCUGGUACUUGAGUUGGAAAGAGAAGACUAAAGAUUUGAGUUACAUUACGGAUCUCCGUGUGUUUUCUCAUUAGCAAUCAGUUUGAGAAUAAAGAGG
This is a messenger RNA of Myotis davidii, 2523 nucleotides long. It is a transcript of the gene B3GALNT1, whose product is annotated as beta-1,3-N-acetylgalactosaminyltransferase 1 (globoside blood group). The record is from RefSeq and is a predicted model, not a curated record. Gene Ontology annotation, cellular component: membrane. Bases 521 to 1516 code for a protein of 331 amino acids. Gene Ontology annotation, molecular function: N-acetyl-beta-D-glucosaminide beta-(1,3)-galactosyltransferase activity. NCBI's taxonomy places the organism in Eukaryota, Metazoa, Chordata, Mammalia, Chiroptera, Vespertilionidae. The transcript is spliced from 4 exons.